UGCGCAAUCACCGGAUGAAACGUCACAGUCACAUCUCCCACAAUCCUGCACUGCAUUAGCGAUCAGAAAUGGCGUCGAGGGCACCAGCUGCAACCAGCAGGCUCUUGGUGGGCUUCAGGAAAUGGUACUAUAAUGCAUGCGGUUUCAACAAACUUGGUUUGAUGCGGGAUGAUACCAUCUACGAGGACUUGGAUGUGAAAGAGGCUGUUCGUCGGCUCCCAGAACCAGUUUACAAUGACAGGAUGUUCCGCAUCAAGAGAGCUCUGGAUCUGUCAAUGAAGCAACAGGUUCUCCCUAAGGACCAGUGGACUAAAUAUGAGGAGGACGUACGCUACCUUGAGCCCUAUCUUGUUGAGGUUGUUCGUGAAAGGAAGGAGAAAGAAGAGUGGCUGAAAAAGUAGGGUGAACGCAAUGAGGCUGAAGCUCCGAUAUGGUGUGAUGUCUGGUGUCUUGUAUUUAAGAGAAAAUGUAUUAUGUGAUGAGUAGCAGUACUCAUUAAAAUUUCCUUUGACAAAA
Molecule: messenger RNA, 516 nt
Organism: Myxocyprinus asiaticus (Chinese sucker)
Lineage: Eukaryota; Metazoa; Chordata; Actinopteri; Cypriniformes; Catostomidae
Gene: uqcrb
Product: cytochrome b-c1 complex subunit 7
Exons: 4
Coding region: 69-401 (110 amino acids)
Biological process (GO): mitochondrial electron transport, ubiquinol to cytochrome c
Source: RefSeq, a predicted model, not a curated record